AUGACGUCGUGUCACUCUGCAGCUGCACGCAAGGCGAGGAAGCCAGCGGAAGACAAGGGAAGCAAGCGGUCUCCAAAUGCUUGCCCUUUUCCCAAGGUCAAGGUGAAAAGCUCCCCCAUGAUUGAAAAGCUGCAGGCCAAUCUGGCUUUUGCGCCAGCCGCUCUGCUGCCGGGAGCAUCGCCUAAGAGCCCUGGUCUGAAAGCCCUGGUUUCUCCGUUCAGUACUCCUCCGUCCACGCCCAGCAGCCCAGGGACUCAACCGCAGCCCAGCGAAGCGACUGAGACCCCGGUCAGCUUUGAUCAGCCCCCGGAAGGCUCUCAGCUGCAGUUCUAUAACAAGGUGCGGACGCGGGGAUCGAUCAAGCGCAGGCCUCCCUCCAGGAGGUUCCGAAGAUCUCUGUCGGAGUAUGGAGAUGGAGAAGAUCUAGGAGUCAGCAUUUCUCCGGAAAAUGGUGCAAAGGAAGAUGGGGAUGAGGUGUUUGGGACCAAGGGCAAGAAAGAGGAGGCAGAUACAGGAAGCAAAGAGCAAAAGAAACACACAGACUCCGAUGAGAAGCCAUCAUCAAGGAGAGGAUCCAGCAAGUCAGAAGAUGAAGAAAAGGGAGGAAAACAGGCAGAAGAAAUAACUCCUUGCAAGAGUAACACAGGGGAUAUGAAGGAGGAGGAAGUGUGCUGUGAUACCCCAGGGGAGGACAACUCCCCCCAGCCUUCCUCUGGAAACAAAGAGUGUGAGAGUCCCAAGGGAGAAGAGCUGCAAGGCAGUGCCUGUGAACAGGACAAGGGGGACAAGGAGAAGGAAGAAGCUGAAGCAAAGGAGACCAGUGAAAGCACUGAUACUCAGAGAAUACCAGACACCGAAGAGACAUCACUGGCACUUGGACCACUGCAGGACACAGAGGGCCUAGAGACUGCCAGUGAGCCUUCAACAUCAGCCACGCAGGAACAGGGCACAGCGUAACCGUGACGCACAGGUAAGAUGGAUCACUGUGACGAUGGCUCCCUAAAUCACCAAAGGAGUUUGCUUGUUAAUGAAAAUGGUAACUGUGACAGAACACACCAACAUUUUGCUGCUCCCCACACCUCAAGUAUCAAAUCUCAGACCUGAAGAGGCCGGAGGACAAGGCAAUUAAAACAGCCAGCCCUCCUGUGUGGUGUUGGGGAGAGACACCAGAGACGCAGCUUCUCGAUUCAGUACAGUGGAGAGGCUUUGCUCACCCAGCACCCAACUCAGUUGCUGUUUUGAAAGCAAUCUGAAAUCACUAGCACUUUUCCCCAGCAGUAACCAUGCACCCACUAUCUCAGUAAGCCUCCUUAUCCCACACAUCUGUCUUGUGUGCACAUGUUGUACAGGUACAUUCAUGCACACAUAUGCUAUCUUUACAUAUAUGUGUCUAGCUUGUUAGCCUUGCCAGCAAAAGUCAGUGUUUGUACACAAAGCAGCUUCCUAAUCAUCCCAGGAAGCAUGGAAACACACAGGCCUUUGCCACUAGGAAGGGAGAUUGCCACUGGUUAGCACAGAGCUUGUACCACGUAGCUUAUUGCAUAUUCUCUAACCACUGAUCACGUAGCCAUAGAGGCCUGUGGUAAUGCCUCAUUCCACCUCAGCCAUUUGUCCCUUCUUCAAGUGCUUCCUUGGUUUGGCAAGAAGCAACUGAAGGAAGCAGGCUGCAGCUCAGGCUGCAGCUCACCUUUGCCUCCUAGUAUGGAAACUACUGAAAAUACUACCAGGUCACAGACUCCCCAGCACUGUGUUUACUUAAGGCUUGUGAUUAUUUUUCAUCAUAUCCUUCCUUGUCCCCUCUGAAAAGGACAUACCCAAUCAGGACACGGGAGAAUAGGAGACACCUAACUCAGUCAAGGUGAGAGCUACUGGGAAACCUUCAGUGGCAGGAGAGGAGCAGAAUAUGGAGCCCCUCGAGGUCCAGACUCAUCCCAGAGCCGGGUGGCCACUUGCUGGCUCUUUGCUUUGCACCAAUCUGUUUUGGGACAGUCAGAACAAGAGACUUUGCUUGCAAUCAUUUAGGAGUUCAAAACUGAAGUGUUGGCUGACAUUCCUUGGUGAUAUUUCUGGACUGAGAGAUCUGGGAUGUGCUGUCCUGGAGCUGACAGCCACCACCACUCCUGGACCUUCUGCUCCUUCAUCCUGCUUCAGAAUGUUUUGUCCUUCUCCCCUGAACUGGUCUUGGAUGAAGUUCAUUAGUUACACACAUAUGUGUAUGGUGCCUUUUUGUUGCUUCUUUGGAAAUAUUUGGGGGGGGGGGGUCAACUUUCAGUAAAGAAUGUUUUAGCAAUUGGAAAAAGUCUGUUUUCUCCAAGUAUGCUGCAUGGCAGACAAUGUGAACCCUGCCCAUGGGGAAAACUUUUGGGUGUUGUUCAUAACCUUUGAAAUGCCUCUGAAAUGUGAGUUGAGCUGAACGAUCUGUGAAACAGGCAGAGUAAGCAAUUUCUUUGUGUGCUUCAACUUUGGGGCAUUUUUAGUGGUUGUGCAAAGUAACAACCAACAGAUUUGACGCACAGAAAAGAUGUGCUGUGUAGGUCACACAUCAGGUUUUCUUAUCUGGCUCUGUCAGAUGGUGUGCCAGUGAUCAGUGGCCAUCCAGUACCCAGCAACAUAGACCUAGCAACAGAGACUGAGCAGAACCAGACAGCUCUUCUUCAUCCAUCACAAAGCUCCUCCUCGCAAUCAUUAAGCAGAGCAUCAUCAGAGGCUUGGAUUGUCCCUGUCUCUCUGGACAUGCAUAAGUUUUGAGUGGGCUCUGCAAUACAGCAGUUUUACAAACCAAAUGGUUUUGAGAGACAUCCCCUUUCUGUUCACCAGCAACAAAAUCUCAAGGAAAGAAGUGGCUCUGAGCCUUGCCUUUUUUUUUCCAGGUGAGAGUACUGAGGUAUAAUUUGCUGGGAGCCAGUGGUGUUGCCCCUCUGUGUAGCACAGGCUUGUUGGCAGACAUGAGCCCCGAAUCCUUUGGAGCCAUGUGGUGGAGCAUUUGUGCCUUUGAAUCCAUUUUAACCUGUUUGUUAGAGCGUUUAUUCCAGGGCAGGCUGCAGUCAUUCACUGUAUCGUUUCUCCUCUCAGCAGUGUGCCCCAUCUGGUUGUGAGUGAUUGUGCCUUACUGUACAUAUAGAUAUGUGUGUGCCUGCUUAGAGAGUGUGUGUCCCGAGCAAGGGAAUGCAAAUCUGAGGGAGUGGCAGAAGAAAUAAAUGGUGGAAUUAAA
Messenger RNA from Pogoniulus pusillus (Red-fronted tinkerbird), 3211 nucleotides. It is a transcript of the gene RCSD1, whose product is annotated as RCSD domain containing 1. The record is from RefSeq and is a predicted model, not a curated record. NCBI's taxonomy places the organism in Eukaryota, Metazoa, Chordata, Aves, Piciformes, Lybiidae. The transcript has 4 exons. The coding region runs from base 1 to 957 and encodes 318 amino acids.